Mesorhabditis belari is the source of this 1407-nucleotide messenger RNA. The record is from the annotation of a GenBank genome assembly. NCBI's taxonomy places the organism in Eukaryota, Metazoa, Nematoda, Chromadorea, Rhabditida, Rhabditidae.
AUGGGCGAAUGGUGUGCGACGAAUUUAAGAGAUAUAGAGGGCUGGAAAGCGAGCGGUUUGCCGAUGACGACCACAUCGAAUGAGUGCGCUCGAAUGUUUGACGCGACUUUACGACAAUUGUUAAGUUGGAUAAAAUGCGAGCAACUCGGCGGCAUCGAUCACACGAUGACACAAAUGAGCGCCGCUGAUCCGGAAGCUUUGUUACCGCGUUGUUUCACGAUCGCUCUCCAAUCCCUUUCCACUUCUCACACGCCACGCGUUGAUGUCGAAUAUAAAAAACAAAUCGAUAAAUUGAUAGCAGAUUCCGAAAAAAUGGGAACAGAGAGAGAAAAACUGCAUGCACAAGGAGCAGCGUUGUAUGCGAAUGGCGAAAUGCGAAAAGCGACCGAGGUUUGGGAAAGGAUUCUCAGCGAUCAUCCAAAUGAUUUAAUGGCGCUCAAGUUUGCACAUGAUGGGUAUUUCUUUAUGGGCGACUCGACGAACAAGCGAGACAGUGUGGCGAAAGUGAUCGAUCGAGUGCGGAAAGAUGAGCCGUGCUAUAGUUACCUCCACGGAAUGUACGCUUUCGGUUUGGAGGAGUGCGGUCAGUACAAAGAGGCCGAGGAGCAAGCGCUGAAAGGACUAAGCCUUCAAAAGCAAGAUUGUUGGUCAACACAUGCACGGGCACAUUGCAUGGAAAUGAAUGGCAGGACAAAGGAGGGAGCUCGCUUCUUGGAGGGUACGGUGGCUGAUUGGGAGCCAUGCUACAUGUUGGCCACUCACAACUAUUGGCACAACGCGCUUUUCUACAUUGAAGAUGGAGACAAAGAGAGUGUUAUAUCGAUCUUUGACAAACAAAUCGGUCCUCGACAAGCGAAAUCGCAUGGACUUUUGGAUUAUGUUGAUGCGGCGUCGAUUUUAUGGCGAUUAGAGUUGGAGGGGUUCGAUGUUGGGAAACGGUGGAAAGAUCUUUUCUCAAUCGAUAAACACUUGGAUGAUCACGUGAUCGCUUUCAAUGAUGUUCAUUUUGGACCGGCUCUCAUCCGACGGAAAGAGCCCGAGAAAGAAGAGAAAUUGAGGGAAAGUCUUCGAAAUUUCAUUACCACCUCAUCCGGUGACAAUCGACGAGUGAGCGAGCGCGUUGGGGCACAGCUCUUCGACGGGAUGCACGCUUUCGCCAAUGAGAGAUUUGACGAGGCCGCUCGUCUCCUACUCCCAAUCCGCGAUCAAAUCGUCACAAUUGGCGGCAGUGCGGCACAGAGAGAUGUUUUCACGCAAACCCUUCUCCACGCCUGUCUAAACGCCCGUGACAAGCAGCUUUUCCACGAGGGAUUAAUCGUUUUGGCUGAACGCGAUCGACUAAAGAAAAACUCUGGGGUUUCAGCACGAUUGGCUGAGAAAUUCAAGGAGCGAAUGAGGGCGUGUCUU